This is a messenger RNA of Corvus hawaiiensis (hawaiian crow), 5800 nucleotides long. It is a transcript of the gene ADGRB3, whose product is annotated as adhesion G protein-coupled receptor B3. Lineage: Eukaryota; Metazoa; Chordata; Aves; Passeriformes; Corvidae. The coding region runs from base 464 to 5170 and encodes 1568 amino acids. Gene Ontology annotation, molecular function: G protein-coupled receptor activity. Gene Ontology annotation, cellular component: postsynapse; synaptic cleft; plasma membrane. The transcript has 33 exons. The record is from RefSeq and is a predicted model, not a curated record. Gene Ontology annotation, biological process: adenylate cyclase-activating G protein-coupled receptor signaling pathway; negative regulation of angiogenesis; neuron remodeling.
CAAAGGGGAAAUUGUUUCCAGAAUUCCCAAUAAGUUUCUCUUUUUUAAAACCUUAAGUGCUGUACUAGCCCUGUUUGGAGAAGGAGAACCAUUUUAUUCAUUGAGACAGAUGCUCAGAAAGGAGAAAAUCUGACCAUGUGGAUAGACCCAGCAGCAGCUCUGCUUUUUUUUUUUUUUUUAAACCUCUGCUAUAAAGAGGGUUACAGUUGGUGCUGCUUUUUGCCCAUUUCAGGAUUCAGAGUUUGCAUUAUAAUCUAGGAGAUACGGAAAUCUCUUCAAGGGAGCUUAAUCCAGUGACUUGCUGUGUGUUAUGCAAUGGGAACCAGAAGAUGCCUUGCUGUUUGGUGAGGAGAUGAAAACCUAGGCAAAGACACACAUCAAAACUCAGUAACGGUGCCUUACAGAGCAACAGUGGAAGAGACUGCAAUCUAGAGAGUUUUGAAAUUAGGCCAAAUGACAUAGGAUGAAGGCUGUUCGUAAUUUGCUGAUUUAUAUAUUUUCCACCUAUCUACUGGUUAUGUUUGGAUUUAAUGCUGCCCAAGACUUCUGGUGUUCCACGUUGGUGAAGGGGGUCAUUUAUGGAUCGUAUUCUGUAAGUGAAAUGUUUCCUAAAAACUUCACAAACUGCACUUGGACGCUGGAAAAUCCAGAUCCAACCAAAUAUAGUAUUUACCUGAAAUUUUCCAAAAAGGACUUCAGCUGCUCCAACUUUUCCCUCUUGGCUUAUCAGUUUGAUCAUUUUUCUCAUGAAAAAAUAAAGGAUCUUUUAAAAAAUAACCAUUCUAUAAUGCAGCUCUGCAAUUCCAAGAAUGCUUUUGUAUUUCUGCAGUAUGAUAAGAAUUUUAUUCAGAUACGUCGUGUCUAUCCUAUCAACCUCCCAGGAUUACACAAAAAAGAAGAAGACCAAAAAUCCUUCUUUGAGUUUUUGGUGUUGAACAAGGUGAGCCCAAGCCAGUUUGGGUGCCAUGUGUUAUGCACUUGGUUGGAGAGCUGCUUGAAAUCCGAAAAUGGGAGAACCGAGUCCUGUGGGAUCAUGUAUACAAAAUGCACCUGCCCUCAGCAUUUGGGAGAGUGGGGAAUAGACGACCAGUCCCUGGUGUUGCUCAAUAACGUGGUGCUGCCCCUCAACGAGCAAACGGAAGGCUGCCUGACCCAGGAGCUGCAAACCACCCAGGUCUGCAAUCUCACCAGAGAAGCCAAGCGGCCGCCAAAAGAAGAAUUUGGAAUGAUGGGAGAUCAUACAAUUAAAAGUCAGCGACCUCGAUCUGUUCAUGAGAAAAGGGUCCCUCAGGAACAAGCUGAUGCUGCUAAAUUUAUGGCACAAACUGGUGUUAUGGGAUUUAGAGAGUAUAAUGCAGGUGAAUCUGGUGUUGAAGAGUGGGCCCAGUGGAGUACGUGUUCAGUUACUUGUGGUCAAGGGUCGCAGGUGCGAACCAGAACUUGUGUAUCACCUUAUGGGACACACUGCAGCGGCCCUUUAAGAGAAUCAAGGGUUUGCAAUAACACUGCCCUCUGUCCAGUACAUGGCGUUUGGGAGGAAUGGUCACCUUGGAGUUUGUGUUCAUUCACAUGUGGUCGAGGCCAAAGAACUAGGACAAGGUCAUGUAUACCUCCCCAGUAUGGGGGAAGAUCAUGUGAUGGACCUGAAACACAACACAAACCUUGCAAUAUUGCACUCUGCCCUGUGGACGGACAGUGGCAGGAGUGGAGCUCGUGGAGCCAGUGCUCGGUGACCUGCUCCAAUGGCACCCAGCAGCGAAGCAGGCAGUGCACGGCGGCGGCCCACGGCGGCUCUGAGUGCCGAGGGCCCUGGGCCGAGAGCCGGGAGUGCUACAACCCCGAGUGCACCGCGAAUGGCCAGUGGAACCAGUGGGGCCAUUGGAGUGGCUGUUCCAAAUCCUGUGAUGGUGGCUGGGAGAGGCGGAUAAGGAUCUGUCAAGGUGCUGCUGUGACUGGGCAACAGUGUGAAGGAACUGGAGAGGAAGUUAGACGGUGCAGUGAACAGAGGUGUCCUGCACCUUAUGAAAUAUGUCCUGAAGACUAUUUGAUGUCAAUGGUGUGGAAAAGGACUGCAGCUGGGGACACGGCAUUCAAUCGAUGCCCUCUCAAUGCCACGGGCACCACUAGCAGACGCUGCUCUCUCAGUGUUCAUGGAGUGGCCUUUUGGGAACAUCCAAGCUUUGCUAGAUGCAUAUCAAACGAGUACAGACACUUGCAGCAUUCAAUUAAAGAGCAUCUUGCCAAGGGUCAGAGGACGUUGGCUGGUGAUGGCAUGUCCCAAGUAACCAAAACACUAUUGGAUUUAACACAGAGGAAAAAUUUUUAUGCUGGGGACCUUCUAAUUUCUGUGGAAAUUCUCAGAAAUGUUACGGACACAUUUAAAAGAGCAAGUUAUAUCCCUGCGUCUGAUGGGGUGCAGAACUUCUUUCAAAUCAUUAGUAAUCUCUUAGAUGAAGAAAACAAAGAGAAGUGGGAAGAUGCGCAACAGAUCUAUCCAGGCUCAGUGGAGUUAAUGCAGGUGAUUGAAGAUUUUAUACACAUUGUUGGAAUGGGAAUGAUGGACUUUCAGAAUUCAUACCUAAUGACUGGAAAUGUAGUGGCUAGCAUUCAGAAGCUUCCUGCUGCAUCUGUUUUAACUGACAUCAAUUUCCCCAUGAAAGGAAGAAAAGGAAUGGUUGAUUGGGCACGAAACUCAGAGGACAGGGUUGUCAUUCCAAAAAAUAUCUUCACUCCUAUGUCAACAGAACUAGAUGAAUCAACUGUAUUUGUACUUGGAGCAGUGCUAUACAAAAAUUUAGAACUCAUUUUGCCCACUUUGAGGAAUUUUACAGUUGUUAACUCAAAAAUCAUUGUUGUUACUAUACGACCUGAGCCUAAAACUACAGAUUCUUUCCUGGAGAUAGAACUGGCUCAUCUGUCUAAUGGCACAUUGAAUCCCUACUGUGUGCUGUGGGAUGAUUCAAGAAUGAACGACUCUUUGGGAACCUGGUCCACCCAGGGAUGUAAAACUGUGCUUACCGAUGCAUCCCAUACGAAAUGCUUAUGUGAUCGUCUCUCUACCUUCGCCAUUUUGGCUCAGCAACCUAGAGAAAUAAUCAUGGAAUCAUCUGGUACACCCUCAGUGACCUUAAUAGUAGGCAGUGGUCUUUCCUGCUUGGCCUUGAUCACUCUAGCAGUUGUCUAUGCAGCGUUAUGGAGGUACAUCAGAUCUGAGAGGUCCAUAAUUCUAAUCAAUUUCUGCCUGUCAAUUAUCUCAUCAAAUAUCCUUAUCCUGGUUGGACAAACUCAGACACAUAACAAGGGCAUCUGCACCACAACCACCGCAUUUUUACACUUCUUCUUCUUAGCUUCAUUCUGUUGGGUUUUGACAGAAGCGUGGCAGUCAUAUAUGGCUGUUACUGGAAAAAUUAGGACACGGCUCAUAAGGAAGCGUUUCUUGUGCCUUGGAUGGGGACUGCCAGCAUUAGUGGUUGCAAUAUCAAUAGGCUUUACCAAGACAAAAGGAUAUGGAACAGCUCACUACUGCUGGCUGUCUCUGGAAGGAGGGCUACUUUAUGCUUUCGUUGGACCUGCAGCUGCUGUUGUCUUGGUCAACAUGGUGAUUGGCAUUUUGGUAUUUAAUAAACUUGUUUCCAGAGAUGGAAUCCUAGAUAAAAAACUCAAACACAGAGCGGGUCAGAUGAGUGAGCCUCAUAGCGGUUUGACGCUCAAAUGUGCCAAGUGUGGAGUAGUUUCAACAACAGCUUUGUCAGCCACCACCGCCAGUAAUGCCAUGGCAUCCCUUUGGAGCUCCUGUGUGGUGUUGCCACUUCUAGCACUGACUUGGAUGUCUGCAGUUCUGGCCAUGACAGACAAAAGAUCAAUAUUAUUUCAGAUACUUUUUGCAGUAUUUGAUUCAUUACAAGGCUUUGUUAUUGUCAUGGUCCAUUGUAUUCUCCGAAGGGAGGUUCAAGAUGCAUUCAGAUGUCGACUAAGAAAUUGCCAAGAUCCAAUCAAUGCAGAUUCUUCAAGUUCUUUUCCUAAUGGACAUGCUCAAAUCAUGACUGAUUUUGAGAAGGAUGUGGACAUUGCUUGUCGGUCAGUUCUGCAUAAAGACAUUGGACCUUGCAGAGCAGCCACUAUAACAGGAACACUUUCUAGAAUUUCACUAAAUGAUGAAGAAGAGGAAAAGGGACCAAGCCCUGAAGGAAUGAGCUAUUCAACCUUGCCUGGAAACAUCAUCUCCAAAGUCAUCAUCCAGCAACCAACAGGUCUCCACAUGCCUAUGAGUAUGAGUGAACUGGCCAAUCAGUGCUUGAAAAAAGACAACAGUGAGCUGCGGAGGACUGUGUAUUUAUGCACUGAUGAUAAUUUGAGAGGUGCGGAUAUGGACAUAGUCCAUCCUCAAGAACGAAUGAUAGAAAGCGACUAUAUAGUCAUGCCCCGGGGCUCAGUAAAUACACAGCCAUCACUGAAAGAUGAAAGCAAAAUGAAUAUAGGCAUGGAUACCUUGCCUCAUGAAAGGCUGUUGCACUACAAAGUUAAUCCAGAGUUCAAUAUGAAUCCCUCUGUAAUGGACCAAUUUAAUAUCAAUUUAGACCAGCAUCUUCCCACCCAAGAACAUAUGCAGAAUUUGCCAUUUGAGCCCCGCACAGCAGUGAAGAAUUUCAUUGCCUCAGAGCUGGAUGACAAUGCAGGAUUAUCAAGAAGCGAAACUGGAUCCACAAUAUCAAUGAGCUCUUUAGAGAAGUGUUUAUACCUAGAAAACAAGACUAAAGUUUCAGAGCCAGUCUGUAUGAAACAAUAUAGUUCUGGAGAUUUAACAUUCCACACGACUGCCGAGGAUUUCGUGACCUACCAGAGAAGAAAAUCACGUUAUUCGGACCUUGACUUUGAAAAGGUCAUGCAUACAAGAAAGAGGCAUAUGGAAUUGUUUCAAGAGUUAAAUCAGAAAUUUCAGACUCUGGACAGAUUUCGGGAUGUACCAAAAUCAGGCAGUAUGGAGAACUCAGGACCGAGCAAGGCUCCAUGGGACAGUUUCAAAACCACAGGUGACUACCAACACUAUACAACGAUAAAUGUAUUAGACACAGAGGCAAAAGAUGCUUUAGAACUCAGACCAGCAGAAUGGGAGAAGUGUCUGAACUUGCCUUUAGACGUGCAAGAAGGUGACUUUCAAACAGAAGUUUAACAAAAGCAAACUGAACAAAACAGAAACAAAGUAAAAAUAAUUCAUUGCACUGACAGUAAAAAGACUUCAGGAAUCCUGACGAUCCUGACACUCCUGUCUGAACACUGCAACUCCUUUAUGUCAGGCUCUUCCUGUGCCAAAUGUCAGUGGUUUUUUCGUACAGUAUAUUCCCACUAGUGUGGCUAGUGGAGAACCAGGUGUACAAUUCUUACCAUCGUGUGUUGUAAGUACCCGUGGAAUGGAUUUGUAAGGUAAUCUUUAUAGAUAAACCUCAAGCAACGAUUCAUGUUGUAACAGCUUCAUUUGGUUUAGUUUUCAAAAAACUUCACCAUGAAGCACAAUGUAUAUAUUUAUGCAGUUUUUAAAGUUUAUAACAGUCUGUUUGGCCAUUACUACACUUUUUACUUUAUAAUAUAAAAGCAAAGUUUUUGUCAUUAAAUGAAUGUCUGUUGAGCUACAUUCUUCAUUGCUUUAAAUGCAAUAAAGUAAUAAUCUCACUUUUAUAUGAAUAAUAUAUUUCACAUCUUUAUUAUUGCAGUUUUCUCUGGAAAGCUCAGAAUAGCUUUCUCUGCUGCAGCUGUGUAUAAAAUAUUUAAAAUGUUGUAUGGUGUAAAUAAACCUUUGUCUACA